Lobosporangium transversale is the source of this 3406-nucleotide messenger RNA. RefSeq lists its product as hypothetical. The coding region runs from base 123 to 3362 and encodes 1079 amino acids. Gene Ontology annotation, biological process: protein secretion. The record is from RefSeq and is a predicted model, not a curated record. Lineage: Eukaryota; Fungi; Mortierellomycota; Mortierellomycetes; Mortierellales; Mortierellaceae. The transcript is spliced from 4 exons.
CGGUCUUGAUAUUAACUCUGUGCUUUUCUACAGAUACAGAAUGCCCUGAGAGGACAUAUCCUUGACAUGAUACUUCUAUAGAAAUACAUGAUCCAUCAAACGACAAGGAGCUUCUAGGACUAAUGGACCAACGCAUGAUUCAUACGAUGCUCGAGAUUAUUGUCUGCUGGGGGAUUUAUCCAUGUUUAUUGCCUGGAGUCGGUAUGCCUCUCCACUGCCGAGUUCGAUCCAACACUAUGCAAAAGGAGCUUUUCGCCACUGAAUCAGGGACAGGAAUCACAGCCAGCACUAACAAUAGCACCGAUACCUCUGAUGUCGCCGAGAAUCUUGUUACCCAGUAUAAACUUACAAACCUUUUAUGGUCCAUCAUCGAGCCUUUGGCGAAAAUUACCGUGGCAUACUCUCCAAAAGUGACACGAUUUACAACUUUAGGAAGUAUCCUGGCCAGUCGACAUGUACCUGAUUUGUAUGCGGCUUUAUUACAAUUGGCGUAUCACCCGCUCCCAAAGCCUAUUAGAGAAGCAGGGGUAGACCCACUAACACCAUCAGUGACGACCUCAAUUCAGACGAAGCGGACUCCGGCGAACCUGAUGUCUAGAACAGUAAAGCCGCUCUCUGCUGAGGCAGUAAACCUAUCAAAAGAUGCAGCAGACUCAAAAUGGCAAACGGAGGUAACUCAAGGUAGCGGACUUGGGAUCGAAAAAGCGCGCCAGCUUCAGCAAAAAGAGGAAAGCGCCAAAUUGUUUCAUGACUUGUUCUGGAGCACAGAGGCAGCUAAGUCCUUAGAAUCGCUGACUAUCCUUCUAUCCUCAUCAUCGCCAAAGCAUCUGACUCCCACAUGGCUUAAGGCUGUUAGUGGGCGAUUCUUAUCUCAAAUCCUACUUCGUCCUGGUGGUGUCCGAGUCGUACUGGAGUACAUGCAGGGCAGCUCGGAGAUUAUAAAGUUGGAUCAACUGGAGAGGAUCGCGCGGUUGGUAACUUGCGUUCCUGAUCAGAUGUCAUCGGUCCACGAAUACUAUCGCACCAUCUGCCCUGAGCUUCUUGAGAUAAUAGAGCUGGAUUUAAAACUAGACGAUCCAGACCAAACUAAUGAGGCAAAGAAACAGCAUAUUCUUCCAAGCCCGCAGUUGGUUCAAACUACGACAUUUGUUAUCAACAAGUUGAUGAUGAAAAACCCAGCCAUUUGUCAGGUGGAAAUUGUUGCAAAAGAAAUUGAACCACUAUGGAAAUGGGGUACUCAGGCUAACCAGAAAAUACCAGUCAUGUCAGACACCGCCUCCAUGCCAGUUGGUGAGGAAGGAGACGGCGAUGACCUUGAGUUGGACCCACUAGUAGCCUCCGAAUUCGAAAUUUCAAAAGCCACAAUGUUCUUGCACUCGCUCCUUGUCGGCAAUGAACCUUCACCUGCUCUUUUUCAAGCAUUUCUAGGGCAAGCUGCACAAAGUCUCUAUAGGCUGUAUGAAUUUCUGUCUCAAGUGCGAUCUGUUCUGCGUGAGAAGGUCCGGGAAUUAUUGAUAUCAUAUUUAAGGAUCUUAGACCCAAGAGAAACUGUUGAGGUCCUUAAAGCAAUUGUAAUGCGUAGGCGUAUGCCUGUGCCCCCGUCAAAGCCUUGGCAAGCUUUAGUGUCGUAUACUGGACGUAAGAUCGCAGACCUUGUCGAGAUGGGCACUAUUGGCGAGAGCUACUUUGCUCCUGGUCCAACUGGCGGUGCCGUUCUGCGUUGUAGGAGAACUCAAGGCCAUAGUGCCGCAACUCAGCUUGAGUUAGAUGUUGAUGUGUUUUUAGACUUUUUAAGUGAACUCGAGGCUGGGGAUCAUCAAGGAGACAUUUCAGGAGAUCUCUAUGUGUAUCUAUUAGACGAAUAUCAUGCAAGUAAGGCUCGUGGAACUAAUUCAGUAUCACCAAGGAGGAUGCUUACAAUGCUUCAGCUUAUCCUAAGUAUGACACAAAAGUUGGGCCCAAGCAUCAUGAGCAAAGUAACCCAGAUCAUUGGGCUGGCAAGCAAUAUUUUGGAGCAUCAAAUGGCCGAUCCAACUGAAUUGUCUGAUAGUGAAGAUGCCGAGACCAGUAUAGAAAUCGUGGGUCUGGUAUUGACCCUACUCUCUGCUAUCUUGACAGAGAAUGAACAUUUUUCAGAACAAGAUCGACAUCUUCUGUCGUUGAUACUGACUCAAUUGAAGAGGCUUUCUGACCAUCCUCUGAUUGAGAUCCGGAGAGUUGCACAUGAUUUGCGGACGUUGAUCCCUACUCGUCUGGAUAACAGCUUUAACAUGAAGGAUGCUCCGCAUAAGACAGAAAUGGAAAUUGAGAUGGAAAAAUAUGCCUCAGCACUAGCUGCGCUUCAAGAUAGCUUGCUCCCUGUUCGGGCUCAUGGACUUCAUAUCCUUCGUGAAAUGAUUCUUUCCAAAUCGAUCCUCCUUACACGUUCAUUUGGUGGAGAUGAAGCAGAAAGAGAAUUAGACCAUACUCUGGACAUUUUUGUCCAACACAUCCAGGAACCAGAUUCCUUCAUAUACUUGAACGCCGUCAAAUGUUUGGCAGCUUUGACAGACGCCCAUGGACCUGAAAUCUUGAAGAAGCUGAUGAAGAUCUAUUCAAAUGAGGAUGGCAGACAGACAUUAGAUACGAGGUUGAGGGUUGGGGAGGCCCUUGUACAAACGGUACAACGGUGUGGGGAUGCAUUAGGUGGUUAUUUGAAUGCACUUCUACCUGGCCUUUACAAAGUUAUGAACACUACAAUAGACAAGAGUGUUGUAGAGGCGAGGGAGCAAGAGAAAAAAAAAGCCAUAGAAAAGUUGAAAUUGCAGAAGGCAUCUGAGGCAUUGCUGACGCCAGAGGAACGGCAGCAAAAAUGGAGAACUGAACAAGAAAAUAGGAAAAUGCAAAAUAGCCAAGGAACCCAUGAGGACAAUGAUGAACAAAGUGAUCCGGUUGUGGAUGUAGCUUCACUUUUACGCUCAAGUGCCCUGACAAUUCUAGCUACAGCAGCAGAAACAUGUCCUACAGCAUUGCUACCUGAGAUGCGGUUUCUGAUUGACUGGGUACUCUCGAUUCUUGAUCUGGAUCGACAAGUAGAAGUUCGUAGAGGAGCAUCAUUAGUAAUGGUUUUGCUGGUUAGAGCACUAGGUACCCAUUCGCUUUAUAAGAUAGAGAGUGAUCAACUUAAACGCGCCUACAGGACGCUGCGAUAUGUUGAAGAAGUGGACGAAGAUGCGCUUUGUCGAGCACAGGCGCGUACAGGCAUCGCAGAUUUGGAUGCGAUUGUGAGGAUGGAAUUGAGUGGCGAAACAGACAGUUCGAGGAGCAGAACUCAAACGACAAGACUUGCAAGUCCGUUAUUGACUGAAAUCCGUUAUAAGUAAAAAAAUAGUGAUGUAAUAAACUGAAGCCCAGUUACAAAUUCCUG